Pantherophis guttatus is the source of this 8475-nucleotide messenger RNA. RefSeq names its product synapse defective Rho GTPase homolog 2 (gene SYDE2). Gene Ontology annotation, molecular function: GTPase activator activity. The record is from RefSeq and is a predicted model, not a curated record. Lineage: Eukaryota; Metazoa; Chordata; Lepidosauria; Squamata; Colubridae. Gene Ontology annotation, biological process: cell migration; regulation of Ras protein signal transduction; signal transduction. Gene Ontology annotation, cellular component: synaptic membrane.
AGGAAGGCAAGGCCGCGCGCGCUCCGGUCAAAAAAAAAAAAAAAGCGCUCUCAGCCCAGCUGCUUUGGCAGUAAGACAUGCGCAUUGCGGAGCGCCCUCUCACCCCGCUCAGUUAUGCCAAGUAUGUGAGAGCCCGAGCUGCAGCAGCAGCAGCGGCGGCGGCAAAGAGCGAGAGGCGCCCAAGGACCAACUAGAGAAGAUCAUGGCGCGCUCUGGCCAGCCGCGCUCCAAGCUGUUGCGCUUGCCGUUGCCACCGCCGCCGCCUCCGCUUUGCUCCAGGAGCCACCAAGCAGCGGCACCCCUGCUGCGCUCGACGGCAGCGAACUGAAGGAGACGACCCAGGCAUGGCUGACCCUCUGCGAAGGACUUUCUCCAAGCUGCGAAGUAGGAGGUCGCAGCGAGUAGCCACAGGCGCCGGGGAAGCCGCCGCCGGAGACCCCAGCGAGAGAGGCUGCAGGGGCGUCGGAGCCCGUGGAGGGAAAACCCAGCAGAACCUGCACCUCCAUCACCCCUGCCUGGAAAACGGAGUGGCGACCGAAGCGUGUCCCGGGUUGGGAAGCCAGGUGGGCGGUUGUGAAGUGCUCCUCGUGUCUCCGGGCUUGCGGGAAUCGGCUGCCUGGUCCCGAUGGGGAAAGGCGGAGAUGCCCGGAGAAAGGUUGCCGGGAGCCUCCGUGGCCCGCGCUUGCCCUCCGAGAAAGCGCGCGGAAGGCAGGGCGCUGCAGCAGCCGAGCCCCCCGGAACUCCGCGCGCCUCCGCUGGCCGCCGAGCUCUGCUUCUCCUCGUCGUCCUUUUUCCCGAGGGGCUCGGAAUCCGGCCCGGCCCUGGAGUGCGGCGGCGGGAGCGAAGAAGACGACUAUUACGAUAACCAGCGACUGCCUGGCUGGGGCUGCCAAGGAACGGCCCGAACGCCCGAAGAAGCAGCCCGGGGAAACAGGGAAGGCAACGCGGCCGCCGGUCCGGCUGCUGGCGGCGGCAGCCGGGCCAGAGCGAGAGAAAGCACCGGCAAACUGCGAAGCCAGCUCCAGGAGGCGUAUUACCUGUUGAUCCACGCCAUGCACGACCUGCCUCCGGCCAGCCCCACCGCUGGAGGACCCUCGCCCCAGCCCACUAGCCAUCUGCCCGCCUCUGAGGCUGCAGAGAGUGAUGCUUUACGCUGGUCUUUCUCCUGCGCAGACGGAUGUUCGCCGUUGCAAAGAUCCGAUCCCUGUGCCCAAAGCGCAGCCAAGAAUCCCAUCUGGCGCCAGGGCAUCAGCAAGAGUCUGGAGAGCCUCUGCUUUCCCCAGCCUUCCGCAUCCAAGCUGCCGCUCCUGCCGAGAUGUCGGAGCGAAGGUGCGCUCCAGUCUCUGCCUCAAGAGCCACUGGAGCCCCGUGGCCACCUGCUGCUCGAACCUCAGGAACUUGGCACCAGCCGGGAAACCUGCUUCCUGGCAGCUGCCGCACAUGGCUCUGGUGACAGUGACUGUGAGAAGAGUCUCAGCAGCCAAGGCCUUGGUGAAGCACAUCCCCCAGGGCUCCAGGAAGACUUGGAGGAGCUGUUGGCCCAUGAGCUGUAUGGAGCCCAGGGUAAAAUGGUGGAUCCAGCAAGAGCAGCCAGGUGUAGCCGUGAGGGAAGACCCCAGCAGCCCCCAGAAGAUGCCUCCCCGGGCCCCUUCAAGCCACCCGCCGUGACUGUUCGGAAGCUGCAGAAGUGGAUGUACAAAGGACGCCUGCUCUCCUUGGGCAUGAAAGGCCGGGGUGGGACAGCUGGGAUGUCCCCCCCAUCUUCCCGCACCAAGGUCACUGGGAGUUGCAGGCCACUUCUUGGCAGAGGAGAGGGGCUCACACUUUCGCCCCCUGCUCACUUGAACGGCCCAGGGGCCAAGGCCCGAGUAUCCCCUUCAGACCAAAGAAUCUUGCUGACAGAGCUGAUCGAAAAUGUUUACAUACCUUCUGUCAGCAGAAGAGAAUUUAAGAACUUGAAAUCCAGUGAAGUUUCCGAGUGCAGGCCUCAGAUUGCUAGCAUUACUGUGUCCAAGAAGCGGAACUGGUUACAUCAAAGUUCUCUGAGAGUACCUAGUUUGGAAAAAGGAAACUCUUACAAGAAAUUUUCAGGAGAAAAUUACCAGGUACUGAAAUCUUCCAGUCCUUUCUUUGAGCCAAAAAUGCCUCAGACUUUUUCCAAAUUUCUAGGACAGGAAAGCCCUAGAGGAAGAGUCAGUUCUGCACAUGCUGCUGAGAAUGGAACAAGAUCUUUGGCACUACAAAACUGUACUUUAGAUUUUGGUGAAGAUAAUGAUGCAGAUGAUGAAGGAGAAAUAUGGUACAAUCCUAUCCCUGAAGAUGAUGAGCCUGAGUUCCCUUGUUUUCUAAGUGGCCAUAAUAAUCAUAAUCAAGCCUUGAAUUGCAAAAUAGCACCUGGGAAUGAUUUAAUCAAAGUCAUAGGGCAUAAUGAAGGCCUUCCUCAAUUUUUAGACUGUUCUGGAAAUGGUCAGCCUAGAGAAACAAGUCAAACAGAUAAUGUGCAUUCAGUGGAAUAUUUGCAAACACAAAAGCCAAAGCCUGUAUGCAAUACUCUGACUGGGUCUGCAGUGGAUGAAGGUCUUCUUAAAUCUACUACGGGAGGUCCUGGAAUCAUGUCUGCAAACAAGGCAGAGACAGGAACAGCAGAAUAUUCUCCUCCAAGCCCAAACCCAUUGAAAAAAGGUGGCUCGAUAAACUGGCCUUUCCCUGAUAAAAUAAAAUCCCCAAGAACAGUCAGGAAACUUUCCAUGAAGAUGAAAAAAUUGCCUGAACUCAGCAGGAAGCUCAGUGUCAAAGGAAAUUCAAGCCAUAAUAGCUCAGACAAUUCUUUGUUGCUUAAAAAUAAUUGCCAGGAGGUAGGCCAUGCACCGUUAGCUUCUUCUGGAAAUGUAACAGCAGCUGCUAGCAGGAAUGUUAUAAGCCGGUAUCAUCUUGAUAGCAGUGUAUCCUCUCAACACAGCUAUAAAAAGAAAAACAGGGGAACUUCCAAAUCCUCCAGCAAAGGGGGCUACCUCAGCGAUGGAGACUCUCCCGAGCUUAUAGCAAAAUCAGGGAAAUAUGCAGCUGAAAGCAGGGUUGGGAAAGGAAAGGAAGUAUUUGCAGGUAACAUGGGUAAUAAAUCAGAAAUAGACAUUGAUGCUUUUCGACACUACACUUUUGCUGACCAACCCAAAUGUUCCCAGUACAUAUCUGGACUCAUGAGCAUUCACUUUUAUGGUGCAGAGGAUCUGAAACCACCACGGAUGGACUCCAAAGAUGUCUUCUGUGCAAUUCAGGUAGAUUCAGUCAAUAAAGCAAGGACUGCUUUGCUGACUUGCAGAACAACAUUUUUGGACAUGGAUCACACUUUCAACAUAGAGAUCGAAAAUGCUCAGCAUCUAAAAUUAGUGGUUUUCAGCUGGGAGCCCAUGCCAAGGAAAAACCGGGUCUGCUGCCAUGGUACGAUAGUUCUUCCUGCUCUUUUUCGUGUGACGAAGACUCAUCAGUUGGCAGUAAAACUGGAGCCUAGAGGUCUUAUCUACGUCAAGUUAACUCUUCUGGAACAGUGGGAGAAUUCUCUUUGUGGGACAGAUGGAGAACGAGAACCGAUACUCUUUGGAGUUGAUGCUCGGAAAGUUGUUGAGAAGGAAAAUGAAGGUUUGAUGGUCCCUCUCUUGAUGAAAAAGUGCAUUACGGAGAUUGAAAAAAGAGGUUGCCAGGUUGUAGGGCUCUACCGUUUAUGUGGGUCAGCAGCUGUGAAGAAAGAGCUCCGAGAGGCAUUUGAGAAGGAUAGCAAAGCAGUUACUCUAUGUGAAACUCAGUACCCAGAUAUAAAUGUGAUAACAGGUAUCCUCAAAGAUUAUUUAAGGGAGUUGCCUUCUCCGUUGAUAACUAAACAACUUUAUGAAGCAGUAUUGGAUGCCAUGGUAAAAAGACCUUUGAAAAUGACAGCAAAUGGAUGUGAAAAUGAUUGUAAUGAUUCAGAAUAUACAAUGGCUCUCUUGGAUUGCCUGCCAGAAGUUGAGAAAGCAACUCUAAAGAUGCUCUUGGACCAUCUGAAACUGGUGGCUUCAUACCAUGAAGUAAAUAGAAUGACUUGCCAGAAUUUAGCUGUGUGUUUUGGGCCUGUAUUACUUAGUCAGUGGCAGGAAACUACCAGCCACAACAACAGAGUGUUCAGUGAUUCAGAAGAGCUGGCCAGUGCCUUGGAUUUCAAAAAACAUAUAGAAGUUUUACAUUAUCUGCUCCAGUUGUGGCCAGUGCAACAUCCAUCAGCUGAAGAGUCAGCCUUACUGGAGCAGCAGUCCUCUGUGAACUAUCUGAGGCCUAAGAAACAGCGGCCUCAAAUGUUAAAUUUAAGCGAAGUGUCUGGGAUCUUGCGAUCCAGGCCAGCCAGACUGGACAGCCCUUCAAGCAACCGCUAUGCCGGAGACUGGACUGCUUGUGGAGAGAACUACUUUGUCAGUCCCAAAGAAGCUCUGAGCGAAGCAGACUAUGAUGAUGUCCCUUCAGAAGAGACAGAAAGUGGGGAUGAUGGCAGCAAACUGAAUGCUUCCAGAACGCUGCUCCGGCGGCCCAUUUGUGUGUCCAAAGAACGCACCUUUCAGGCCUAUCUGACAAUGCAAACAAUGGAUUCUGCGGUGAACCAUCAAGUUAACCUCAAAAACUUGCAAGAAAGCAUUGAUACUCUGAUAGGAAACCUGGAACGGGAACUCAAUAAAAACAAGCUCAAUAUGAGUUGUUGAUCACUUUGCUUUGCUAUGUCUCCAGUUUUGUAUAUCCCUUCUGUUGUGUACCACCAGGAGAGUAUAAGGAAAAGGAUGAGUUUUGGAUGGGGGCUGGGUGUCUGUAUUAUAAUUGCAUUGGGCAAUGUUGGAGAUCACUGGGUAAGUUAGGCAUUCAUAUUACAGUCUUUCUCCACCAUUUGAAAACACACUACUUUUUAUAAAACAAUUCCGCAAUAUUCCUUGUCAAGGUACUAUGCACUUAGGAAAUUUGAUCAGUUUAUUGAAGAUAUAUAAUGCCUCAUCUCUAUCUUUGUUAUACUGGAACAGUACACUUUGUUCCUGAAACCUUAGCCCUGGUACGGAUGUUCUCCCAGAAGAGAGGAGAUUAAUGUUGCUACUUAAGUGAUAAUAUGCUGCACAAAUUCUAUGUAGAUCACGUUCUAUUAUAUUGACACCUUUUCACUUGCAAUGCAAAGGCUGCUAUGAAAAAAAAAAGGCUUUUUGAUAAAUUCAGUUGUAUGAAUAUUGUUGUAUUCCUGUAGUAACACUUUCAAGCAACUACUUAAAACUUGCAAAAAUAUUUUUCUAACUUUUGUUUUGUAGAUAUUUAUAUGUGAAAAACAUUAGGCGUGAUUUGGGCCUUUCUAGUUGAGGUACGUUUCAUUGCGCAGGAUUAGAGUUACUUCGCUCUGCUCCAAUCUGGUGCUCUGAAUUUAUGUUAAACUACAGUUCUUUAAUUUCCCAGCAUAGUGAUGAUGAUGGUGGUGAUGUGUGUGUGUGUGUGUGAGAGAGAGAGAGAGAGAAGAGUAGAGAGAAAGAGAGAGAGAGAGACCAAAAGGUGGGGGUAGAUUAGCAUAGGAAAUAUCAUUUCUUCAUAGAGAGCAAGCCCUGCUAUUGCAUUAGAUGAUUGUGUAAAAUGAAGUGGUUGUGCACUAUUUCUAUAGUUUGCUCACCCUUCCCCCUCAUGCCAGUCAAGUAAAACUGCUGAUGCAAGAGGUCAGUAUUUUUUAUGCCCAAUUGGAGAUGUUAUACAUGACAACACUGUAAAAAAGAGUACAUGUAGCUCAGGGUUGAACUGUAGAAUCCUUGGUGCUUUCCAGGGUGGAUUUGAUUUAAAUCGAGUUGAUUUAAAUCACAAUUUAAAUCAUGAUUUAAAUCACUAGUAAAAAGGCUUGAUUUAAAUCAACUCGAUUUAAAUCAUAAUUUUUAAAGAGCAACUGUCAUCUCUGCUACUCCUUUGACCCAUUGUUGACUCACCGAUAGUCCCAGUGUUGCAGAAUAUACAGCCUCAUGCUACAUAACUAAGCUCCAUUUCAUGCUGAAUAAACUAAAUUAUUUAUGUAUCUUAAAUAGAAAACUAUCUUACGAUAGAUUUUUACCCCAAAAGUUUUUUAUUAAAAUAAAUUUGAUAAAAAUCAAAAAAAUCCGAUUUAAAUAAAAAAAAUCUGAUUUUUUUGAUUUUUUAAAAAAAAAUCAUUGAUUUUUAUCCACCCUGGUGCUUUCUGAGCUUGGCUGCUUGUUUGCAAAUGUUUAUCCAGCUAAGUAGCAUCAGCAUUUUAAUGGGUAAUGAAACGUCUGCAAGCAAAUAGUCAUGCUCAGAUAGCACCAAGGACUCCACGGGACAGCCCUGUGCCCAUCUGGCCCACUCUAGAUCUGAGAGCUGAAAAGAGACUUGCCUGUUGUGUUGUCAAACAACCACACAUAAGCAAUUGUGCGAUACCCUGGACAACAAAGUGGUUGAAUACUGAGAAAUUUGAAGGCUGCAACUAAAAGCAUACAAAUUACUUUAAGGUAUCCAGGAUAACAAAUUGUCUAGACACAAUGGCCUGUUUGUCACACCUUUCUGAAAUUCUCAUUGUGAAACUAAAAACAUGUUUCUAGAGAUGCUUUGAGACUUGAUUGCUUGGCAGAGACCAUAACAGCUACCAAAUCAAAACAUUUUUUUAUUAUGGUCCAACAAGUUAUUCUACCAAAUUAUCCACAAAUAUGCACAUUUAAAAAAUAUGUAAUGACUUUAAAUGCAGAUCUUUAAUCUGAUCAGCCUAAUGUUAGCACUUUGCAUAGACAAUAAUCAAUGCAGUCCAGGUGCUGAUCGUUAAAGCAUCUCCAAAUAUAGUGAACCAUGCUUAGGCAUUAUAUCAGUCUCAUUGGAUUGGAAAUACAGAAGCGUAACUUUGUAUAUCAUUACAGGUAGUGCUUGAUUUAUGACCACAAUUGGGAAUGGAAUUUUGGUUGCUAAGCGAUGUGGUUGUUCAACAAGUCGUCACAUGACCAAACCCAGUUUUACAGCCAUUUUACUAUGGUUGUUAAAACAAAUCACAUAGUCAUUAAAUGAAUCCUGGGUUAAGUCAAUCACAUAAUCAUAAAUGCAAGCCAGUUGCCAAGUGCCUAAACGGUGAUCACAUAAUGAGGUAGGAGUUCUAGUGUGAUGGUUGCAAUUUCGAGGAUGGAUCAUAAGUAAUUCUUUCCGAGGCCUUUGUAACUUUGAACCAUCAUUAAAUUAAUGGUCAUAAGUUUAGUACCUUACCGUGUAUCUUGUCCAGUUUGUUUCCCGAAUAGGGAAUUUUCCCUUCUGCUAUGCUAAUGGGAAGCUCCUCAAUUUUGAUAGUUGUGCUGCUUCUUUAUUUGUGAUAAAGAACCACUUCUUAUAUACUUUAAAUCUGACCUCCUAAUACAUUUCUACACCUUUAUCCAUCCUAGGGAGACCCCCAAAGAGUUCGCCUCUUUUUCAAAGGUUGAUAUGGAUGAAGAAAGUGCCUUUUAAAGUAAUGUGUUUUAAAUGGCCUGAAACAUUUUGAAGGUCUUCAUUCCAGUUGGUCUACCUUCUUUAAUCCCAAGAAUGUCCUUAAGUGCUAAGACGAUCAAUGUAUUGUUUAUCUUGCCAGGUUUCUCAAAUGAUUAUUGACAGCUUUUCCAGUUUGUUGUAAGAAGGGUAAAUUUAAUAAAUCUUGAUUGGAUUGGUCUGCAGAUUUUUAAUAUUCACUGUGAACCAAAGUAAAUACAAGCCUGAUGCAAAUUUAAGUUCUGUCUGCAGUUAGGCAAUAAGACCCAAGCAGCAAUAAAUUGCAACCAGGUGCCUCUUAAAAAAAAGAGAUAGCAAUGGAGUAGAGUAUGUCUUAAAUGGCAUACCUUUAAUAAUAUUAGUUAGCAAGCAGGGGAAGCCAUUAUCUUUUUAAGAGUGUUUUGAACACUAUUUGCUUUGCAUUAACCUUCAUCAACUGAUGUCUUCAGUUGUUUGGAGAUCACAACUUCCUCAAUUCCAUCUAGGAAUUCUGGAAAUUAUAGUCUUAAAAUAGCUGGAGGACAAGGAAAGGGUACCCUAUAUUAUAGGUAUGGUUUCCCCCCCCUUGUUUAUUUACAUUAUCAGUUCUCCUCUUUUUUUCUUAUGGAUCUGGUACAAGUGCUAUUUAAUUUGUUCCUUGAUAUUGACUAUUAUAAUUAUUUUAGCUAUUUAUUGACAAUAGGAUGACUGAAUUUGGUGCAUGAUUUUUGCCACAUUUUCCUUAAAGAAAUAUUUCAGCAUUUUAUACAGUCUGGUUAAUUUAUUGAUGAUGAUGAUGAUGAUGAUGAUGAUGAUGAUGAUGAUGAUGAUGAUUAGAGUGGCAGUACAUGACUACAGUCAUUUCAAUAUAGUGAUACAGUUUAAAAACAUAUAUUUUAACCUGAAGCAUUUAUUGAUAAGCUGACGUAUUUUUUUAAACCGUAUGUACAGGAAGUGAAUUAUUUUUGAACUAUGUUAAUUCUGAAUAAAACCCAAAAUUCAAAAUAA